Loa loa (African eye worm) is the source of this 1083-nucleotide messenger RNA. RefSeq lists its product as hypothetical. The transcript has 6 exons. Lineage: Eukaryota; Metazoa; Nematoda; Chromadorea; Rhabditida; Onchocercidae. Gene Ontology annotation, cellular component: MLL1 complex; nucleus. The record is from RefSeq and is a predicted model, not a curated record. Bases 1 to 1083 code for a protein of 360 amino acids.
AUGAUCGCAAAUAAUUCUGGACUCGCAAUAACUUGCUGUUAUCGAUCGUACGCAGAACUGAAAGUAUUACUACGGUUUGUUGAUACAAUGAGCAAAAAGAAGAAAGAUUUCCCUAAAACCAAGUUGAAAAUUGGGAAAAAACUGAAGAAAACAACUACUACUGAUACACGAAUCCAUUCUAAAAAAGUUGUACUCGUAGAACAGUUAACAAAAAGUAGUGAUAGUUGCUUAUCAUAUCGUGGCUUAUCAUUGAAUGAACUGUGUCGUCAACUUGGACAUUACAACAUAAAUGUGAGACGAAAUUCAGUAGUUGGUGUAAGGCAGUUACUUUCUUCACAUCCGGAACUUGUGCCGAAAUAUUUGCAUAUAUUGAUACCGACUGUUGGGCGUUUAAUUGCUUGUGAUAAAAGUGAUUCAUCGUUUCAUGCUCAACUACGUGCUCUUCUGGAAUUAUUAUGUACAACGAGUGCUUCAACGAUUUCAUCUCAUUUCACGCUAUUAAUAGCUCAUACUCUUCGAGCUUUAACACAUCUCAGGAUGGGUGUACGGAUCUAUGCGCUUACCAUUUUGACGCUACUAAUGCAAACUUAUCCUGAUCUUUGUCGCAAUAGUAUCGAUUUAUUCGAUUCAUUUGUGGAAUUUCUAAAUAGUAAGAGGAUUCCAGCAAACAGAAAGUUAUUGGUAGAUGGCGUUCACGCUUUCUUGCGAGCUUUCUUAGUAGAAGAAUGUGCGACAGUUGGACCUCUUCAUGUUGCAUCGUUCAGCAUUCGUACUAAACAGUAUACUAGGAUUAACUUAACUUCAGCCAUUCGACCACUGAUCGAUUUCUGUGUGCUUGGUUCACAGCCACGUCAGUCAAAGUCAUCACUUUAUUUACCUGAUAAAUUUCUACAAGCACUAUCCGGAAUUCUUUCAUUGUUUUUAAUGAGCGCAUCAGAAGAAGUAUCCUCUUCUAAUGAAAAAGAAUGGGUAGAAAUAUUUGGAAUAUUUAAUAAAGUACUGCCGCAAAUUCGCGCUUCGUCUCAAACUGUCCAGUUCGAAGAAGAAUUAAAAAAAGAUUAUCUGGUAUCAGCUCUUUAUUGA